This is a messenger RNA of Micropterus dolomieu (smallmouth bass), 606 nucleotides long. RefSeq lists its product as uncharacterized. The annotation marks the transcript as partial. The record is from RefSeq and is a predicted model, not a curated record. NCBI's taxonomy places the organism in Eukaryota, Metazoa, Chordata, Actinopteri, Centrarchiformes, Centrarchidae. The transcript has a single exon. Gene Ontology annotation, cellular component: plasma membrane; signaling receptor complex.
AUAGAACUGGACUAUGUGACAGGUAUAAACGUUCAGGUGUGUGAAAUAGAGGAUUCUCCACUGAUUGCCUAUUUCAUUUUGGGGCUUUUCACAGCAGUUACUUGUACAUUGCUGCCCUUUUGGUCAAGGAUACCCCAGUGGGUGAAAGAGGCUAACAGGUUAUCUGAAGAGAGGGAAGAACAAGAGAACCAGAAGAGUGACUUGUUGUUCACCUCAAGCAACUACACGGACACAAAAUGGAGUGACGAGUAUCAUCUGGAGGAGAGCACCUGGCCGCGACCACCUCUGUGGCUCAGCCUAACACUGGGCUUUGGUAUGUUUUGGAUGCCUUAUCUCGCUAUGUCUGUGGUCUGUCUGUUUUUUGGCUUUGGAGUACCUGCCUACCUCACUGUUAACCUUCUGUGGUUGGAGUGCACCCACAGUUUACUGGUGGGUGUGGUAUUCUGGGUAAAGAGCAAGAGGCUAGGACCAUACAGCCAUCUACCAGAAAACGUGUGCUUAUGGCAAAUUUACUGGCAUUUGAGCGAAGGAACACGACAGCAGCAACUACCUGUAGCUGUGUGUAACCAAUCAAAAGGCAAGCGAAACACUCUCUACUAUGUGUAA